Musca domestica (house fly) is the source of this 4614-nucleotide messenger RNA. RefSeq names its product endothelial zinc finger protein induced by tumor necrosis factor alpha-like. Gene Ontology annotation, molecular function: DNA-binding transcription factor activity, RNA polymerase II-specific; RNA polymerase II cis-regulatory region sequence-specific DNA binding. Gene Ontology annotation, biological process: regulation of transcription by RNA polymerase II. The record is from RefSeq and is a predicted model, not a curated record. The coding region runs from base 1564 to 4041 and encodes 825 amino acids. Gene Ontology annotation, cellular component: nucleus. NCBI's taxonomy places the organism in Eukaryota, Metazoa, Arthropoda, Insecta, Diptera, Muscidae. The transcript has 8 exons.
CAAGGAAAAAAAUUCCAAUACUCCUUUCAAGGGCAUUAACCGGAAAUUUCUUCAGAGAAAAUAGAAGGAAAAACCCCAAAAUUCAUUCAAAAUAAUAAAAAAAAUCAACUCCAAAAUUACAAUUUUGGCCAAGGCAAGAAAUUAAAAAAAAAACAACAAAUUUUUGUCAAAAAAAAAAAAACCAAAAUCUUCCGCGAAAGGAAAAAGUUUUGAAAAAAAAAAUCACCCUCUGAACAUUUUGUGUGCAAAGCAAAAAAAAAAAAAACAAAAACAAAUUCAUAAAAUUAUUAUAAUUAUCAUCAGAAAAAACCAAAAUAUAUUCUAAGAUAUUAAUUAUUAAAAAAAACACACACACACAAAUUAUGAUAUAAAUGAAUGUCUCAUAAAUUAAAAAAACAAAACCAAAACAAAACAUUUUACUGCAUUAAAAUUAACAAAAACAAAAAAUAAAAAUUAAAUAAAAAAACAAUCCCCAUUUAAAACAAAAAAAGGAGAACUCAACACUUCGAAAAAAAAAAAGAUAUUCAAAAUUUUCUUUUUUGGCCCAUUAUCUAAACCCCCAAAAAAACCAACAAACAAUCGUCCAUUGCUGUUAACUACUUCCGUGGGCACACGCAGUAUCAACUCUGAAAAUUCGGAAAAAAAAUACAACACUGCAACUUUUGGCUCCAAAAACAAAUUUUCAACAAAGCCAAGGACAACUUCAAACAAAAGCGAAAUUAAACAAGAACAACUGUGGAAAUUAUCAUUCUUGGCCUGAAAUUUCGAAAACAAAAAUAAAAGGAAAAGAAAUCGUAAUUUCUUUCGGAUCAAUGGCAAAAGGAUAAAUUUUAGAAAGAGUUGAUAUCUGAAAUACCCUUUCAGGAGUACCAAAAAAAAUUAACAGCAAUUGAACGAUUAGCUGAGAGAGAGAGAAAACCAGAGAACACAAUUUUUGUCUGAAACCCCAAAACAAUUUCAACAAAAUCCCAUUUUGGUAAAAAAAAAUAAAUUUUAAAUAAAUAAUAAUUUAAACAAAGAAAGAGAAGAAGUAAUAAUAAUACAAACAACCCAAGAAGAAAGGAAUAAUACAAAAACAAAGAGAAAACCAAUACAAAAGAAUCCCAAAACAGAAAACGGAAAACAAGAGAACAAGUUUUUUAUUAAAAGAGUAAAACCAAGCAUAAACCCCUACAAGGAAACAAAAACAACAACUGUAACAAGAGAAGUAGUUCGAAAAGAGAUAGAAAGAGUAAAGAACAAAAUAACAACACCACAAAAGUGAUAGAAAUCAAAAGCCUAAUUCCACAUUGAGUUCAAGCAGCGAAAUUCAACGAACAUCAUCAUGAAUUUAAGUGGUUAUCACAGAAACUCUCUCUAAAGAGAGAGAGAGAUAGAGAGAGAGAAAGAAAAAAGAGAGAGUUGCAAUAAUUCAAAAAAAGACACAAAGAGUCGUAGCGAAAAAAACAUCAUAUCUCAUUACAUUAUUUAGCUAAGACUUAAACCAAAAACACCAAACACUCAACAAUCAAACACCCACCCACCCACAAGAAUAGCAACAACAACAACAGCAGCAGCAACAAAAUGGCAAUAAAUUUCUCCGCCUCAUUUGCCGCCUGCAUAGCUGCCGGCCUCAAAGUGCCACGCCAGAUUAUGUACUGCAUCACCCAGGACACGGGCCAGCCGUAUGUCCUCUACAAAGAUUCACAGGAAGCCGAACGAAAUGCAGCCGCCAUUGGCGGUACCCCAACCCAAUGGGGCACAGAAAUGUAUCCCGGCAUCCAGCAACAACAUUUAAGUGCACAACAACAAAAUGCCAUAACGGCAAAUGGUCAAGCGGCCGCCUCAAAUGGUCCAACGUCACAUUCGCCCAACGGCGAUCCACAUGGCCGUGAAAAUGGUGGCGAUGGUGCGGGUGGAGCUGGUGGUGGAGUGCGGCAACAGGGCUCACCGUCGACCAGUCCGUACCCGCCUCAACAGCAGCAGCAACAACAACAGCAGCAGCGGACAAAUGGAACCAAUGAUGAUGAUGUGAAUAUGAAUCAGGUCAAUGGUUUACAAAAUCAACAGCCAAAUUCCAAUCCACAAUCAAAUCCAAACCAAAGCUCAAACGAUCCCCAACAGCAACAGCAGCAGCAUCAACAGCAACAUAAUGCCAAUGCAGCCUCUGCGACAGACAAUAAUCCGGCGGGGAAUAAUCCACAGCACGUCCAACAGAAUGGUCAGCCCAAUGAUCAUGCCAACAAUGGCUUUCCGGGCUCACAAAACGGCGAAUUGUCCAGCUAUUAUGCGCCACGACAUCCUGGCGCCCAAGGUGGUCUGAUGGCACCACCCGGUUUCCCACCUCUGCAUUAUCUAAAUAAACCUGUUCUGCCGGGUUUGAAUGGAGCCAUGGAUCAGGGUGCCGCUAACGGUCCCACAAAUGGCCUGGAAGCCUAUGCCCUGCCCGAACUGUUGCCAGGACAAAAUGGCACUGCCAAUGGCAAUAAUCAGCAAAACGGCAGCGGGCACAGUGGCAAUACCACGUCAAAUGGCACUGGGGGUAGUGGACGACAGAAUUCCUCGGGCAGCCACAAACCGACCAAGCCACACAGUGAUCUGCGGCUGUUCAAAUGUCUUACCUGCGGAAAAGAUUUCAAACAGAAAAGUACACUGCUGCAGCACGAUCGCAUACACACCGACGCCCGGCCGUAUCCCUGUUCGGAGUGUGGCAAACGCUUCCGCCAGCAGUCGCAUCUGACCCAGCAUCUGCGCAUCCAUGCCAACGAGAAGCCCUUCACCUGCGGCUACUGCAAUCGAGGCUUUCGCCAGCGGGCAAUACUCAAUCAGCAUGUUCGCAUCCAUUCGGGUGAGAAGCCCUUUGCGUGUCCCGAGUGCGGCAAGCACUUUCGCCAGAAGGCCAUCCUUAAUCAACAUGUGCGAACCCACCAAGAUGUUUCACCACAUCUCAUAUUCAAAAAUGGACCACAUCCGACCCUGUGGCCCCAGGAUGUACCCUAUCCGGGCGAUGAGACUGAUACCAAGAAUGGCAUUGCCAAUGAUGGUUACAAUGACGAUGAUUCACAGAAUGGUCAAGAUGGAGGUAUACAUUAUCCCGCCUACUUUAAGGAUGGUAAAGGACAAAAAAUCUUACCCGAUGUCCUGUCACACAUUGGUAUCCGUCCGGCAAAUAUGCCGCUGUAUGUUCGCUGUCCGAUCUGCGACAAGGAGUUCAAACAGAAAACAACUCUCUUGCAGCAUGGUUGCAUACAUAUCGAAUCACGUCCCUAUCCAUGUCCCGAAUGUGGUAAACGUUUCCGCCAACAGUCACAUUUGACCCAGCAUUUGCGCAUACACACGAAUGAGAAGCCAUUUGGCUGUUUGUACUGUCCGCGUUUCUUCCGUCAGAGAACUAUUUUGAAUCAGCACGUCCGCAUCCAUACCGGCGAGAAGCCCUACAAAUGUGGCCAAUGUGGCAAAGAUUUCCGCCAGAAGGCGAUACUGGAUCAGCACACAAGAACGCACCAGGUAGGUGACCGUCCCUUCUGCUGUCCCAUGCCCAACUGUCGAAGACGUUUCGCCACCGAAAACGAGGUUACCAAACACAUUGACAACCACAUGAAUCCGACAACCAAACGCAGCCGCCAGGCCAAUAAUACCGCCAACAGCAAUAACAACAAUAAUAACAACAACAACAAUUCACAUGCAGCAGCUGCCGUGGCAUCGGUGGCCGCUGCAGCGGCAGCAAAUCAUUUAAUCAAUGAAACCAAAAAUGCAGCUGCUCAACAGUUUCUGAACAACAACAAUCCAGCGGGUGACAAUAAGAAUAACAUACUGCCGCGUGGUAUGGGUGGCGGCGGCGGUGGGGGUGGUGGAGGUCCAAAUCCCGGAUCACAGGUGAAAAAUGAGCUGUAUUUCCCCCAGUGUUAUGGACCACCAUUCCAGCAUCCAUUUCAAACGCAACAACCAACGGCGGCCCACAACAAUGGACAACCGGCUGUAUCGGUAAGUGUGGCCAAUUCGGUGGCACCCGGAGUGGUUGGGCAACAGAAUGCCCCAACAUCGGUGGUUGUGGCCCAGUGACAUCCCACCACAACAACGGCAGCAGCGGCGGCGAGCCAACAAUCCACAGCUGUUUCGGGGGCAAGUGGCACGGCACCGCCAAGUAAUUCACAUGGCCCUCACCAGCAGCAACAGAUAUCGCAACAUGCCAAUACGGCAGCGGCAGCAGCCGCAGCGGCCCACAGUCAAACUCCGCAGACGGUGACACUGUCCAUAACCCUGCCGCCGGUGGGGGCAUUACCACCCUCGGCUGCGGCAGCCGCAGCAGCAGCGGCAGCCCAUCAUCACCAGCAACAGGGUGGGCAUGUGGUCAACACCUCGCAUGCCCAUAGUCAGCCACCGGCAGCGCCACCGCCACCAACUUCGGGUCCACCGCCAACCCUGUCACAUGCAAUACCCAUACAUCCUCAUAUACACUCAAUAUUCGGAUCUCUAUGAUAAUAUCAGCAAUAACAGCCAACACAAUAACAGCAACAACUAUCAGAACCACAAUCACAGCAUUAUCAGCAACAAACACAAUAACAAGAACUGCAACUACCACCCACACAAACUUAUGUAUACAAAUAACAAUAACAGCAACAACAACAAAAACAA